Pochonia chlamydosporia 170 is the source of this 312-nucleotide messenger RNA. RefSeq lists its product as hypothetical. The coding region runs from base 1 to 312 and encodes 103 amino acids. The record is from RefSeq and is a predicted model, not a curated record. Lineage: Eukaryota; Fungi; Ascomycota; Sordariomycetes; Hypocreales; Clavicipitaceae. The transcript has a single exon.
AUGCCAACCACCCCUUGCGCAGCCACCGCGUUGGAAAAGUCGGGCAUUGGUAAGGGGACCCACGGAACACGACAGCCAUUGAGUUCUUGGUUGAUGCGACUUUUGCAGAGCAGCACCCAGUUCUGUACAGCGAAACAAUCGAAUCAGGCCCUAAUUAAGAAUGGAUGGGGGAUGGAUGGAGAUGGGCGAUUGAUGAUGGGAUGGUUCAUCGGGGUCCUUGCCCAGAACUACCAAAUGUCAGUCGCACGUUCCCCGCCAGCUUCACCUUUAGCAUCACAAUGCCAUUUCAAGAUGAUGUCGAUGAUCCGCUGA